UAGAGAGGAAAUCCGACAUAGAGCCUGUGUCUAUUAGGACACGAACGGGCUCGUCCUUGAUAAACGCGUCAAUCACACGAGUUUUGGGCACCUAUAGGAAGCGUCGUCCUCGUCGCCAGAUUCCGGCUGGCUUAGAGUCGUCGUCGGCCAACCAUUGGCGAUAG
This is a messenger RNA of Acaulospora colombiana, 164 nucleotides long. Lineage: Eukaryota; Fungi; Glomeromycota; Glomeromycetes; Diversisporales; Acaulosporaceae. The record is from the annotation of a GenBank genome assembly.